GGAAAACACGCCUCGCACAGUUUCCACCGACCCGCAAGGCCGUAACGAGUCGCUCUAGUUGCUACAGCAGCAAUCGCCGCCCGUCUAUAGAGCAUAAUAAUACAUACAUUAUUAUAGUAUAUGGGUACGUCGUGUAGUACGUUAUUCGCUCUAUACACCUAUACAUCUCGCCAUUCUCAUCUCGACGCGAAACGGCAAGCGCGAACUUACAGUACCGCCGCCACCGCYACCACCGUUGCCGCUGUCGCUGCAAACCGCACACAAUACAAAUUCGCGCGUUCCCGUUGGCGGUCGUCGCGCGCCAUAUAUAUGAAGUUUUCCAAGACUGUGGGCAACAGCUGGCACAAUGUGCUCGACCAACUCCAGCCAGGAGUACCUGGUGGCGCCAUCAAAGGACGGCAUGGACGAGACGAGCUACAUACUUCAGCAGCGUCGGCGUCAACAACAGGUUAUGAUCAAUUAUUUUGAUGGAUAUAAUUAUACGUAUAUAUAUAUAUCAUAAAAUAUUAUAGGUAUUCCAUAUGCGUUUAAUUUGUCUGGUGUCGGAAUGGGAGUUAUAUUAUUGGCAUUGGUUGCGAUUGUCACAGAUUAUUCRUUAGUACUCAUGUUAAGGAGUGCACACAUAAGCGGUUCUUUUUCAUAUCAAUCAUUAAUGAAAUCUGCUUUUGGCAGAUAUGGUUUCGUAGUUUUAUCCUGUUUACAAUUUAUUUAUCCUUUUAUGGGUUUUAUGUGCCAUCACAACGUAUUUUUGUUGUACGACUCAAUCGAAGGAGCAAGUCAAACUAUUUGGAACUGUGUAACACAUGUCGCGGUCACAAUAUCGUUCUUGCUAAUGGUUGCAUUUGGGCUAGUUGGAUAUGCUACAUUUGGUGAUCUUACUCAAGGUGACUUGUUGGAAAACUAUUGUUGGAAUGAUGAUUUAAUCAAUAUAUCAAGGUUAUUGUUCUCAUUAACAACGCUGCUCACAUUCCCGUURGAAUGUAUGGUUACAAAAGCUGUUGUCGAUCAGGCGCUUAGGGGUGGUACCGAUCCCAUUCCAAUGUCAAAAAAUAGACACGCUAUAAUUACAAUUUCUAUUCUUGUGGCAACCUACUUUGUUUCCAUAUCCACGAAAUGUCUUGGAAUAGCCUUAGAAAUAAACGGAGUUUUAGCUGCAAUUCCACUGGCAUUUGUUUUACCAGCAGCAAUCUAUAUUAAAAUUUCCAAUGAUUCAUGGAUAAAAAAGAUUCCUGCGUAUUGCUUAGCCCUGUUUGGCACAGUAGUAGCUGCAUCUGGAAUAUCAUUAGUCGUAUACGAGAUUUUAACUUUUACUGCGGAUUCUUGCGAAAAUGAUAAAAUAAUGGAUCACUGUUACAUUAACGACACGUACCUUCCAAAUGGUGUCAUUAUCCAUUGAACUAAAUUGAUUUUWWUAAGAAUAUAAUUUAAAUUAUAACAUUUAUGGUUACAUUCUAGUCUAACAAAUAUAUUUUUUUCUUAACUCAGAAAGAUUCUUACUUAUUCAAUCAUGUAUACAGGUAUACUAGGUAUAAGGU
Molecule: messenger RNA, 1535 nt
Organism: Diuraphis noxia (Russian wheat aphid)
Lineage: Eukaryota; Metazoa; Arthropoda; Insecta; Hemiptera; Aphididae
Product: putative sodium-coupled neutral amino acid transporter 11
Biological process (GO): amino acid transmembrane transport
Cellular component (GO): membrane
Molecular function (GO): L-amino acid transmembrane transporter activity
Source: RefSeq, a predicted model, not a curated record